GAACCAACUGCUGUCUCCGCGUUACUCUACGCAUGCAUGCAUGUAUAUAAACAUGCAUAUGGCGCGCAAUUGUUUUCGACGAUUACUAUAUCGCAUGAUUCUUCUGCAUCUCCUGAAACUAGCAUGGGUUCUGAGGCGCCUGACCCUGCCGUUGCUGCAUCCGUGCCUCUCGUCCGCCUGAACCACGUCUCCUUUCAGUGCACGUCGGUGGAAAAGUCCGUCGACUUCUACCGCCGAGUGCUUGGCUUCGAGCUCAUCAAGCGGCCGGAGUCCCUGAACUUCAAUGGAGCUUGGCUAUACAAGUACGGGAUGGGAAUACAUCUGCUGCAGCGGGGCGACGACGCCGACGGUUGCAGCAUCCCGACAAGACCGCUGCCGGCGAUCAACCCGAUGGGAAACCACGUUUCCUUCCAGUGCUCAGACAUGGCGGUCAUGAAGGCGAGGCUACGAGCCAUGGACCGGGAGUUCGUCGUGAGGAAAGUGUGGGACGGGGAGACGGUGGUGGACCAGCUCUUCUUCCACGACCCCGACGGCAAUAUGAUCGAGGUCUGCAACUGCGAGAACCUCCCCGUGAUACCCCUCAUCGUUGCAUCGACGCCCGGGCUUCCUGAGCUGCUGCCGCCGGCGAUGCAGACCAAUGUCCAUGGCUAGCUCGAGCUACGUUCUUAUGUCUCUCCUUUGUACAUAAAUACAUGAUUAAAUUUCAUUCGUUUGAAUUGGUUCAUUCGUACGUUAGUUGUAAGUAUUCUAUUUGCUGCACCAUGCAUACACGUUAGUUGUAGUAAUUGAUUGCUGCCAAGAUUACAUUACUGCCCAAUAUAUAUAUAUAUAUAUAUGAACAAGUUGUUUAUAUAUAAUAAAGUGUUUUAAGUGUUCCAAGUC
Oryza sativa Japonica Group (Japanese rice) is the source of this 882-nucleotide messenger RNA. The record is from RefSeq and is a predicted model, not a curated record. NCBI's taxonomy places the organism in Eukaryota, Viridiplantae, Streptophyta, Magnoliopsida, Poales, Poaceae.